Molecule: messenger RNA, 2637 nt
Organism: Equus quagga
Lineage: Eukaryota; Metazoa; Chordata; Mammalia; Perissodactyla; Equidae
Gene: GRM6
Product: glutamate metabotropic receptor 6
Exons: 10
Coding region: 1-2637 (878 amino acids)
Biological process (GO): G protein-coupled glutamate receptor signaling pathway; regulation of synaptic transmission, glutamatergic
Cellular component (GO): membrane
Molecular function (GO): adenylate cyclase inhibiting G protein-coupled glutamate receptor activity
Source: RefSeq, a predicted model, not a curated record
AUGGCCCGGCCCCGGAGCGCCCGCGCGCCGCCGCUCGUGGCGCUGCUGCCGCCGCUCGUGGCGCUGGCGCAGGCGGGCGUGGCGGGCGCCGCGGGCUCGGUGCGCCUGGCGGGCGGCCUCACGCUGGGCGGCCUGUUCCCGGUGCACGCGCGCGGCGCGGCGGGCAGGGCGUGCGGGCCGCUCAAGAAGGAGCAGGGCGUGCACCGACUGGAGGCCAUGCUGUACGCUCUGGACCGCGUGAACGCCGACCCGGAGCUGCUGCCCGGCGUGCGCCUGGGCGCGCGGCUGCUCGACACCUGCUCGCGGGACACGUACGCGCUGGAGCAGGCCCUGAGCUUCGUGCAGGCGCUGAUCCGCGGCCGCGGCGACGGCGACGAGGCUGCCGCGCGCUGUCCGGGGGGCGGCCCCCCGCUGCUCGCCGCGCCCCCCGAGCGCGUGGUGGCCGUGGUGGGCGCCUCGGCCAGCUCCGUCUCCAUCAUGGUCGCCAACGUGCUGCGCCUGUUUGCGAUACCCCAGAUCAGCUAUGCGUCCACGGCCCCUGAGCUCAGCGACUCCACACGCUACGACUUCUUCUCCCGCGUGGUGCCGCCUGACUCCUACCAGGCCCAGGCCAUGGUGGACAUCGUAAGGGCGUUGGGAUGGAACUACGUGUCCACACUGGCCUCUGAGGGCAACUAUGGCGAGAGCGGGGUUGAGGCCUUUGUGCAGAUCUCCCGUGAGGCUGGGGGCGUCUGUAUUGCCCAGUCCAUCAAGAUUCCCAGGGAACCAAAGCCAGGAGAGUUCAGCAAGGUGAUCAGGAGACUCAUGGAGACACCCAAUGCCCGGGGCAUCAUCAUCUUUGCCAACGAGGAUGACAUCAGGAGGGUCCUGGAGGCUGCACGCCAGGCCAACCUGACUGGCCACUUCCUGUGGGUCGGCUCAGACAGCUGGGGAGCCAAGGUCUCACCUGUCCUGAACCUGGAGGACGUGGCCGUGGGAGCCAUCACCAUCCUGCCCAAAAGGGCCUCCAUUGAUGGAUUUGACCAGUACUUCAUGAGCCGCUCCCUGGAGAACAACCGCCGGAACAUCUGGUUUGCCGAGUUCUGGGAAGAGAAUUUUAACUGCAAACUGACCGGCUCAGGUACCCCGUCAGAUGAUUCCACCCGCAAAUGCACAGGCGAGGAACGCAUCGGCCGGGACUCGACCUACGAGCAGGAGGGGAAGGUGCAGUUUGUGAUCGAUGCUGUGUACGCCAUUGCCCACGCCCUCCACAGCAUGCAGCAGGAUCUCUGUCCCGGGCACACGGGCCUGUGCCCGGCCAUGGAGCCCACCGACGGGCGGACGCUGCUGCAGUAUAUUCGAGCGGUCCGCUUCAAUGGCAGUGCGGGGACCCCUGUGAUGUUCAACGAGAAUGGGGAUGCGCCUGGGCGAUACGACAUCUUCCAGUACCAGGCAGCCAACGGCAGUGCGGGCAGUGGCGGCUACCAGACUGUGGGCCAGUGGGCAGAGGACCUCAGGCUGGACGUGGAAGCCCUACAGUGGUCAGGAGACCCCCACGAAGUGCCCCAGUCUCAGUGCAGCCUCCCCUGUGGGCCGGGAGAACGGAAAAAGAUGGUGAAGGGCGUGCCCUGCUGUUGGCACUGUGAGGCCUGUGAUGGGUACCGCUUCCAGGUGGACGAGUUCACGUGCGAGGCCUGCCCCAGGGACAUGAGGCCCACACGCAACCACACGGGCUGCCGCCCCACGCCCGUGGUCACUCUGACCUGGUCCUCCCCCUGGGCGGCCCCGCCCCUCCUCCUGGCUGUGCUGGGCAUCGUGGCCACCACCACGGUAGUAGCCACCUUCAUGCGGCACAACAACACGCCCAUCGUCCGGGCCUCUGGCCGCGAGCUCAGCUACGUGCUCCUCACCGGCAUCUUCCUCAUCUACGCCAUCACCUUCCUCAUGGUGGCGGAGCCCGGGGCUGCUGUCUGCGCGGCCCGGAGACUCCUCCUGGGCCUGGGCACCACCCUCAGCUACUCUGCCCUGCUCACCAAGACCAACCGCAUCUACCGCAUCUUUGAGCAGGGGAAGCGCUCCGUCACGCCCCCGCCCUUCAUCAGCCCCACCUCUCAGCUGGUCAUCACCUUCAGCCUCACCCUUGUGCAGGUGGUGGGAGUGAUAGCGUGGCUGGGGGCCCAGCCCCCACACAGCGUGAUCGACUAUGAAGAGCAGCGCAUGGUGGACCCGGAGCAGGCCAGAGGGGUGCUCAAGUGCGACAUGUCGGAUCUGUCCCUCAUCGGCUGCCUGGGCUACAGCUUCCUGCUCAUGGUCACAUGCACGGUGUAUGCCAUCAAGGCCCGCGGCGUGCCCGAGACCUUCAAUGAGGCCAAGCCCAUUGGCUUCACCAUGUACACUACCUGCAUCGUCUGGCUGGCCUUUGUGCCUAUCUUCUUUGGCACCGCGCAGUCGGCUGAAAAGAUCUACAUCCAAACCACCACACUGACUGUGUCCUUGAGCCUGAGUGCAUCGGUGUCCCUGGGCAUGCUCUAUGUACCCAAAACCUACGUCAUCCUGUUCCACCCGGAGCAGAAUGUGCAGAAGCGGAAGCGGAGCCUCAAGACGACCUCCACAGUGGCAGCCCCACCCAAGGGCGAGGACGCCGAGGCCCCCAAGUAG